Messenger RNA from Nematostella vectensis (starlet sea anemone), 1741 nucleotides. RefSeq lists its product as uncharacterized. The record is from RefSeq and is a predicted model, not a curated record. The transcript has 5 exons. NCBI's taxonomy places the organism in Eukaryota, Metazoa, Cnidaria, Anthozoa, Actiniaria, Edwardsiidae. The coding region runs from base 143 to 754 and encodes 203 amino acids.
ACAAAUCUAAAAGACAGUUUCGGUUUCGCACGAGAAACACCUUCAAGAAAGCAGCGGCAAAGUUUUCAUUUUCUCGAAGUUGUUAAAUCAUAAAGAGCUUUAUAAACCUUGCUUGAUCCGGGUGAAUUAACUAGGUUCAGUCAUGGGAGCCAUACCGAAAAGUGGCAUCGUAGUCGUCACAAUUUGUAGCGUACUGCUGUUUCUCUGUGGCGUGGGAAACAUUGCAGCUGGGUCUCUAUUCUUCGAGGAAGAAAAAUCGAACAUCGUGCCAUUGUCGGGUGGAAUGGGAUUAUGGUCUGGCGCUGUGAUGAUUGCAAGUGGGAUAGCAGGCCUGAUGGUGUGUGGAACCAAGCACAAAGCAGCGCUGUCCCUGUACAUCGGAGUGGCCAUCUUCUGCUUUAUGAUUUCUCUUGCUCAACUUGGGAUCACGGCCUUCACCUACCACGUGCUAGCCUUACUGAAGGACGGCAAGUGCGUUAACAGCGGAUUGACGUGUGAAUGCGACGACGCUCAUUUGGGCAAGCUGAGGCUAACCUCCUCCCAAUGCCCGGAUGUCGCAGUGAACUAUGAUCCCUACAAGCCUCAUCUCCUGGCGGUGAUGAUCAUCUCCAUCAUCGCAAUCUGCAUCAUCUUGUUGUGCGCUUUGAUGGCACUUAUCAUCUCUUGCAACACUGAAAGGCGCAAGAAGAAUCAAGCGUCCGCUUUGCCUCCUAAAAGCAAAGGCUACGACAAGCAAGUGAACGACUCUCUUUGAUUGACGUACGGGGAAAUCAAGUUACAGCGGCCCUCUAGAUGUAUGCAAACCAACUUAAAAAUUUCUGUUAACACCCGCGUAUAAGAACUUAGAAUUUGCAAGAUCAGGCAGAAAAGGUUCUUAUAAAUUUGGGUACUUUUUGACAAAUUUGGCUCUAAAGGUUCUUAAUUGGUUCUUAUUUUUUUUAUAUACAACGAACAAUAACAGUUAUUAUAACAAUCAAUACUGAAUACAACCUAUAAGCCCAUGUUGCAUUUAACUACAGUAUGCAAUGCACCAAACAUUUAUAAAGAGUAUCUUUUUUCUUUUGUUGUCAACCGUAAAUCAGAAUUCUGACAAAUCAUUUCAGUAGUCUUUUAAAUAGGAACCUAUUCUAUCACAGCAGGCUGAUUAGGUUAGGGAGGUAAAGCUGUUACCCAUCCAAUCUGAUGACAUUAAAUGGAGUUUGUUGUUGCAUAUUCUUUUUAUAAAACGUCAGUUUUAUAAAAGAAAGAACACAUAUAGUGUUUUUCAUAUCAUUCAGAUAGCGCUAAAGAUGACAUUUUCGGAUAUAGCAUCCAUACAGCAAUACCUUAAAAAAUCGUGUUUGCUCUAGUUUUCCUGUCUAUUUAAAGGACAUUUUUGAAAAGGGCAGUAAAGCGCUAGUUACUGAAAGAAGUCUGUCAGUACUGUGGUUAAUCACCGGCCGGUCAUGGAUAUCCCGGAAGGCAAAGCUUUCAUUUUAAUGACAUUAAAUUUGCAUGCGAGCGAGGUUUUUCUUUCUCUGUGCAGUUGAAUGAAAAGAAAAGAAAAGCAAAAUAAAUUAAACUUACCUUGUAUUUUUCUUGCUGUGAUAAAAAUUUGUUACAAAGAAGCUAUUUUAUGGGAAAUUCAAUAAGACCUUACAGAUCAUCGUAUUGCCUUUUUUGAUGUUAAAGAACUAACUGUUAAAGAAUGCAUUCUUUUGAAUCUAGGGGAGGUAUGUAUUAAAACAAGGUGAAUUCUGUA